This is a messenger RNA of Rhagoletis zephyria (snowberry fruit fly), 1326 nucleotides long. Lineage: Eukaryota; Metazoa; Arthropoda; Insecta; Diptera; Tephritidae. The record is from RefSeq and is a predicted model, not a curated record.
AUGUCUGAUCAAGAUGAUUUCAUGUGCGACGAUGAUGAGGAUUAUGAUCUGGAAUACUCUGAAGACUCCAAUUCAGAGCCUGAUGUUGACUUGGAGAAUCAGUACUACAACUCAAAGUCGCUGAAGGCGGACAAUCCGCAGAAAGCGCUGGAGAGCUUUCAGAAGGUGCUGGACAUUGAAAAUGGCGAAAAGGGAGAGUGGGGCUUCAAGGCUCUCAAACAGAUGAUCAAAAUCAAUUUCAAACUGCAAAAUUUUAAUGAAAUGAUGAACCGCUACAAAGUAUUUCUCACCUACAUCAAGUCGGCUGUCACCCGAAACUACUCGGAAAAGUCGAUCAACUCGAUUCUCGAUUACAUCUCCACUUCUAAAAACAUGGAGCUACUGCAGAACUUUUACGAAACUACGCUUGAAGCGUUGAAAGACGCCAAAAACGAGCGCCUAUGGUUCAAGACAAACAUCAAGUUGGGCAAAUUGUACUUUGAUGUUCAAGACUACAAGAAGCUGUCCAAAAUACUGAAGCAGCUGCACCUCUCCUGUCAGAAUGAAGAUGGCUCAGAUGAUCUGAAGAAGGGAACGCAACUGUUGGAGAUUUACGCCCUUGAAAUUCAAAUGUACACCGCACAGAAGAACAACAAAAAGCUAAAGAAACUGUACGAAAAGUCCCUUCACAUCAAGUCAGCAAUCCCUCAUCCGCUAAUCAUGGGUGUCAUUCGAGAAUGUGGUGGAAAGAUGCACUUGCGUGAAGCAGUGUACGAAAAGGCGCACACUGACUUCUUCGAGGCCUUCAAAAACUACGAUGAAUCUGGCUCACCUCGGCGUACUACCUGUCUGAAGUAUCUGGUGCUGGCGAACAUGUUGAUGAAGUCGGACAUUAAUCCGUUUGACUCUCAAGAGGCAAAGCCGUACAAAAAUGAUAAGCAAAUUCUGGCCAUGACCAAUCUGGUGAACGCCUACCAGAACAAUGAUAUUAACGAAUUUGAGAAGAUUCUCCGUGAAAAUCGCCGCACCAUAAUGGACGAUCCGUUCAUCAAGGAGCACAUUGAAGAUCUACUCUCCAACAUUCGCACCCAGGUUCUGAUCAAGCUCAUCAAGCCGUACACUCGCAUUCAGAUUCCGUUCAUCUCCAAAGAGCUCAACAUUGACGUGUCUGACGUGGAAAGCCUUCUGGUGUCCUGCAUUCUUGACAAAGCCAUUCAAGGUCGCAUUGACCAGGUGAACCAAGUGCUCGUCUUGGACGCCGAGUCGUCCACCCAGCGGUACACUGCGCUGGACACGUGGCGAAAUCGUCUGUCGAACUUGCAAUCCAUAAUUGUCGCCAAGAUUUAG